UCAGGCGUUGAAAGGAAGUGCAAUUGAGGACGCACAUAGCGUUACCACUUACGUUGUUGCCAGUUAUAAAUAUCUACGGAUUUAGUGCACAUUCGCAUCGAAAUUGUAUACUUUUCGUUACACAGAGAAUACAAAACUGUAAUUUGGCUGGACAACAUGGCGCAGUUGUUAUCCAUUAUGGAGGUUUUAGCUAAAGCAGCUGUAGCAGAAAUUAACAAACGUGUUGAUGAUAGCUGUGCAGUUAUACGUUUGGAAAUUACCCAAAGCCAGCGAGAUAUUGAUGUACUGAAAAGGAAGUGUCAAAUGAUGGAGAGCGAGCUGAAGAAGACACGAGGACAAGUCAGGAAAAAAGUUCUUUACCCCAUGGCAUCAGAGGGAUCUUCAUAUCCAGUCAAGAUUGUUUUGAACAAGCAGAAGAGUAAAUCACAGUGGAGAGAUGGAGAGAUGGCUGUUGAAGAGGACUCUCAACCCCAGCCUACAGAUGUGGAGCAGAGAGCAGAGAAUGAACCCAUACUGAUCAAAGAUGAAGAGACAGCAGAGGAUUUGUGGAAGACUGACCCUCAGGAAGAACUCAUGAUCACUGGAGAGGAGUCUGGUUCCAAGCCUGGGCAACCACCAUCCUUUGAGCAACGGCAUUUUGAUGAGGACUUCAUCACACAACCCAACAUAUCUCCUGAAGACUCAGUGGAACAUUACCCCAAUUCUGAUGGUCCAAAGGAACCAGGCACACCCCGGCGCACAUCUACAGAGGUGUUUAGCACAGAGCAGCACCAGCCAGCCGAGGAUGAGGACUCGCUAGAGCAAGUGAUGGUGAAGGAUGAGAAAAGGGAGGUGGAUCAGACCACGGCCCUGGAAGGACCUGACCAGUUUGUCAUGGAUGAGACUGAUGGGCAGCUGUGGACCUCUGUGGAUCCAGAUAGAGACACUGACCCUGAUGGCCACCCAGAUUUCUCCUUUCAUGCCAUAGAGGAGUACUCUCAGAAUAUCUCAAUUUUCCCAUCUCAUAGUGGGCUGCCAUCCCUACCUACUAUGAUAGAUGAUGGAGGGCCAUCCCUUCACUCUAUAGGGAAACCACAUGCUAACAUGUUCAGUGCAGCAGCACACAUGAAAAAACAUGUCAGGACAUUGGCUGAUGAGACUAGACAACAGAUGCCAGAAGGACAGAGCAGCGAGACACUGAACUCUAAUAAUGAUGGAAAUAGUUUAGCUCUACAGCCAAGGCAGCAUCAGCACAGGGCUUCAGAAGCAACAGUGAGAAUGAGUGAGUGCAUGACAGGGUCAAACAUGGCCACCACCUCCACCUUCUCUGGAUACAGCCUGAGUCGCAGUAGUUUUAACAUGGUGAAGAGAAUGAGGACUCAGUGGAGGUCGGGCGGCACCACAGGAGAGAAACCAUACACCUGCGAACAGUGUGGCAGGAGUUUCCCCAAGCAGUACAACCUGAUCAGACAUGCUGUGGUCCACAGCGGGGAGAAGCCCUACAAGUGCUCACAGUGUGGGAAAUGCUUCACCCAGCGCUCCAGUAUGAAGUCACAUCAGAGAACUCACAUAGGAGAGAGUCCGGUGUCUCAAUAUGGGGUACCCCCAUACCCUGGGGAUCCACACGCAAGUUUAAUGUUGUCUCAGACGAGAUGGAACAAAUAAAACAUGGCAUAGCUUGUCUAACACUUUCUGUGAAAAUGGGGUACAGCAGGUGUUUUGAGACAUUUUUGACAUGCUUUUCCUCCUAAUUGUAUUGUGAAAUGGUUUUCAUGUUUGACUGUUGACAGCUCCAAAGUUUUAUUUGAACAACCUAUUUACAACUUAAUCAGUCAUAAAUGUUAUUUAAUCAAAUGUACAAAGAAAUAGUCAACCCUGCGCAUUUAGAUAAAGAAAAUGUGUAGUAGCCAUUUUAGUAUGUGUUGUCUUCAACAAACACUAUGUUGAACAAUUUCUUGCUACAAGGGACAGUCUCGUAUCAAGUCAGGUUAAUAACUCAACUUUAUUUCUUGAAUUAUAUUUUUUGAAAGUUAUAUUGCAAGGCAAUAAAAUGUUUCAGUUCAAAAGUUUACAUGUUAAUGUACAGUGCCUUCAGAUAGUAUUCAUACCCCUUGACCUUUUACAGCUUCAAUUUAAAAUGGAUUAAAUUAAUAUUUGUUGUCACUUGCCUUUCACAUAAUACCCCUUAAUGUCAAAGUGGAAUCUUAUAUUUAGAAAUGUAUACAAAUUAAUUAAAAAUGAAAAGCUGAAAUGUCUUGAGUCAGUAAGUAUUCAACCCUUUUGUUAGGGCAAGCCUAAAUAAGUUCAAGAGUAAACAUUUUCUUAACAAGUUGCAUGGACUCACUGUGUGCAAUAAGUGUUUAACAUUAUUUUUAAUGACUAUUUAAGUUCUGUACCCCACAGGUAGUUUUGUGUGGGGUACAGUCAAUCAGUGACUUUCAAACACAAAUUGAACAACAGACCAGGGAGGUUUUCUAAUGCCUUGCAGAGAAGGGCACCUAUUGGUAGAUGGGUAAAACAAAGCAGACAUUGAAUAUAAUUUUGAGCGUGGUGAAGUUAUUAAAAUACACUUUGGAGGGUGUACCAAUACACCCAAGUCACAACAAAGAUACAGGCGUCCUUCCUGACUUAGUUGCCGCAGAGGAAGGAAACCGCUCUGGGAUUUCACCAUGAGGCCAAUGGUGACUUUAAAAUGGCUGUGAUAAGAGAGAACUGAGGAUGGAUCAACAACAUUGUAGUUACUCCACAAUACUAACCUAAUUGACAGUGGGAUACUAAGGAACCUGUACAGAUGAACAAUGUUCCAAAACAUGAAUCCUGUUUGUAACAAGGCACUAAAGUAAGUGCUAACUAAGAAGCCAAUGAAUGUUCCUGAGUGGCUGAGUUAUAGUUUUGACUAAAAUGUACAUGAAAAUCAAUACCAAGACCUGAAAAUGGUUGUCUAGCAAUAAUCAACAACCAAUUUGACAGUUUAUUAUUUUCAUAAUUCUGUAAUGUGCAGAAUCCAGGUGUGGAUAGAGACAUUGAUCAAUGAGAUUACAACCUAUAUUCACCCACUCAAAAAAGUGUUGUAUUAUCACUAUGCUUUCAACCAUCUAAAAGCACAUCCAAACUCCAAUGGAAAAACUAUGUCUGAUUUUUGGUUUAGUUCUUACCCAAAUGUCUAUCAAUGCGCUUUCAACCAUUUUAAAAGCACAGCAAUGUUCAAAUUGGAACACGACGUCAGAUAUUGUUUAUUUAUACAACAGAGUAAUGUGUUAUCAUGGUGCUUCAUUAAUAGCAUAACUAAAUGACCUGGAUUACAUUAAAAGUACAUGAUGCAAGUGAUCAAUGCUGUUUGAGAUUCUGCACAGAUUAUUACAGCAAUGUUGAAGUUCUCCACCGACCUACUAUGACAUGCAUGCUAUCUUGAACAUGCAUGCUUUGUGAUUACAUUAGAAUAAAUGUAUAGUUACAGUAACCUUAAAAUGUGGCCAUGGAUGUUGUGGUAGCAAUUCUAUAGGAAGAGAGAAACUGCAGAUUCUUUGAAACAACACUUUUUAUUAUAAGAUUUGCAAAAUAUGAGAAUCAACCAUCCACUCAACAGUGCAUAGUUGAAAGCUCAAUGAACAGUGUCGGUUCUCAGCUUUUAUAGAGAAGUACUUUUUUUUUUUGUAUGCAUGGCAGUCAGCAGAUAGUGUGUGAAAGGCCAUUAGUUGUCUGUGCAGCUUUAAGAUAGAUGGUUGAGCCGUCCGGCUAUCAACCUUGUGCUAACUGCAUUCACAACAGCAAACAUUAUAAUGUGCUCCUUUCUGCAAGUGUCCAUACAUGUGAGUUUCUGUAGAUAGUAAACCCACAUGUCACAUGCUGCAGUCGCACCCAAACGGACCUUUGGUCUUAAGUCCCACAAAGACAAGUUUGUAUCAGGUUAGAAAAAACACGAGCAUAUAACGAGACAUUUCUUUAACAAGCAUUUAAGCUUUCUGCUGAUAUCAGAUAUGUCUAUGUCCUGGGAAAUAUUAUUGUUACUUACAACCUCAUGCUAAUCGCAUUAGCCUACGUUAGCUCAACCAUCACUUGGAGGACCCACCGAUCCCGAAGAAGUUUUAAACAAUCACUAAAGGGUUACAUUUGAGGGUUCUGUGUUGAUACAGUAUGUAGUGACUUGUUAUUGGUGUAAAAAGACAAAGAAACUCAUAUGCCAGACAUCACUAUUUGAUAGUGCAGGGUCACAAGGCAUCAUAUGGUACAACCAGUGAAACAAGAGAUAACAUACUUGGUGGUUUUGAUGUCACGAAGAACAUUACAUGUGAUUGAGUAGGAACAAUGCAUUCUUUUGCAUGACCAAACACUCCUCGUAGACUCAGGAAAACCCUAGGGGUUUUAAUCUCGUGAGACACUUUAUUCCGUUUUAUUCUAAAAUAGGUUCACAGAAUUGACGAAAGGGAUGAUGGGUCACGAGUAAGUAAAGUGGCCUUCCUGUGAACAGAAGUUAUCAUGUUUGUUUUGACUGUAAUUUAAAACGUUUUAUUCACCUGGUAAAGUAAACGUUAGACGGAAAGACAGAGGUAGAGUAUGAUGGUGAUUGAGAGGGCUUCUGAGUUAAAGGAAACAGAUGUAGACUAGUGAAGGUAACAAAAGGAAAUGGGAAGUUAAUUGGACAGUAAGAAUUUCAAAAUGUAAUUGUUUGGACUGAUUGAGAUUGAGCGAAGUGAAAACUAACGAAAUGUUAAUUUUCUAUCCCUUUGAACAGUUAGUGAAAUUCUGCAGUUUUAUAAGUAUAAAGGUAUACAUAAUUGGCCGUAAAGGGAGCUCCUAAAUAAGUAAGGCCUGGCCAUUGGUUUCUUUGUUUUUGCCCUUCCUUUCACCACACACACACACACACACACACAACUCACCCGUUAUGAAUAUGUUAAGUGGUGUUAGUACCCUGUUUGAUUUAUUAUGUGGGGUCUUUUUUACCUGUAAAACCAGGUAAGCAGAAUGAUGGAACUAUUUGAAAUGUUUUAAAUGGGUUUGGAAGAACAGGGAAAGAAAAUACUUAAUAGGGCUGAUUGACCUAUGACCUUUGUUCUGACUUCUUGGUGAGGCCUGAUCACCCUCACUAGAAAGACUGAAGACAUUGGGUGAGAUUUAAAUUGGCUAUGUAAACACUAAUAAUUAGGCAGAAGUUUAUCAUUUAGCAAUAGUCCUAUGUGUGAUUCGGAACACGAGAAUGUGCUGCCCUGAAUGAGGGACACCUGUCUCUAGUCUAUUUUACCAUUACCUUAUAGGAUACAAUUAUUUCCUUAUGGAGUUAUGAAGAGUUCAAAUUUGAUUUGUUAUUCUAAUUUGUUAAUUUUUGAUUUAACAGGUAGCCUUUGGUAAAUAUGCAAAUGUUUUUCUUCAUAUGUCUGCCUAUGAAAGGAAUAAAAAAAUUUCCCACCUCUAGUUUAAUAUGAAGAAGUGUAUUGCUGUUGCCUUGCUUCCAUAGCAAAUCUCAUCAGAUUGCGUCUGCUGUAUUGUCAGAAUGUCUCCCUAAGGAUUGUCCCUCUGACUCCCUGACCCUGUAACUUUCAGUGAGAUCGCCAAGCUGAUAAGGUUAGUAUUAGCCAAUUUGGGGAAAAUGGUUUAGACUGUGUAUUCUUAUUCUCUUUGACAUUUGUUUUAGGAAUGUUGUAUUAAGAAAAUUGGGAAGGUUAUAAUUUGUCAUACGGUAGUUUUCUGAAUAAAAAAUGGCUUAACUUUU
Oncorhynchus masou masou (cherry salmon) is the source of this 5686-nucleotide messenger RNA. Its product is annotated as zinc finger protein 263-like. NCBI's taxonomy places the organism in Eukaryota, Metazoa, Chordata, Actinopteri, Salmoniformes, Salmonidae. Bases 157 to 1644 code for a protein of 495 amino acids. The record is from RefSeq and is a predicted model, not a curated record. The transcript has 4 exons.